Molecule: messenger RNA, 603 nt
Organism: Symbiodinium necroappetens
Lineage: Eukaryota; Dinophyceae; Suessiales; Symbiodiniaceae
Source: the annotation of a GenBank genome assembly
AUGGCCUUGUGGAUGGAAGCGCAGCAGGACGAACUAUGGGAGAGUGAUGAGCAAGCACUUUCCCUCAUGUCUGCAGCGCUAUAUGCUUCCUCGAAGGUAGGUAAUGUAACAUUCGCAGCAACUUUGCUGGAUCUGAUGCAGAAGAGGGGAAAGCCGCUAAACGUGAUUGAUUGGAACCAAGGAAUUGAUGCAUGCGCAGUAGCUGGUGAAGCCGGCGCUGAGAGCUUCUUGUUCGAUAACAUGAUUAAAGCAGGUGUCAAGCCGAACAUAAUUUCAUUCGCUCUCUUGGUGGGUGCACAUAGUGGUAAGCCCGUGGCUCGCAUCAGUGAAGCAGCGAGGCGCUUAAACGAUCAUGACAUACUGCCAGACUCGGCUUUCUUCGAAGAGCUCGUGUGUGCCAUCUUCGGUGCCCGGCAGCUGAAGAUGAAUACUAUGAUACGUGCGGAGGAUACGAUUGCAGUGGUUCGGGAUGCUUCGGUGAGUCGGAGGGCAGAGGCAUGGCGAGUGAUCCAGGAAGCAAAAGCAAAGGGAUUGCAUCUGAGCAGCCUCGUGCAACUGUUCGAAGCAUCACUGCAAAAGGUGGCUGAGUUUCCAACGAUAUGA